Ceratosolen solmsi marchali is the source of this 2368-nucleotide messenger RNA. It is a transcript of the gene Ns2, whose product is annotated as nucleostemin 2. The transcript has 2 exons. Bases 194 to 2368 code for a protein of 724 amino acids. NCBI's taxonomy places the organism in Eukaryota, Metazoa, Arthropoda, Insecta, Hymenoptera, Agaonidae. The record is from RefSeq and is a predicted model, not a curated record. Gene Ontology annotation, cellular component: nucleolus. Gene Ontology annotation, molecular function: GTP binding.
UCGGUUAAUACUAUAUUCUAUAAUAAGCAAGUUGAAGUUGAUGAAUUACAGACGGGAAGUAAAUAUCGCUCAGAUUGGAAGCCACGAAUUAAUUAAUUCACAAUUUAGCGGCCGCCACAUGUGUUAUUCACGAGUCCGAGUGAACGUUUAGUAUACAUAACCUUGUUCCCGUCAAUUCAUUACAAAAGCAAAAAUGGCAAAAACACACUCAAUGACGAAGGCACCUCGCAAGCAGGGCUUUAAUCGCUCUGCCCAUAGUAUGAAUCCUGAGAGGUCGGUGGAGAAUCUCAAAGGUGUUGCCAAGGUCAGAUCAAAAGGAACGAUAAAGCGAUUACAAAUGUAUCGUAAUCAGAAAGCAAAGCGUAAUAGAGUUGGAAAAAUUAUUAGUCCAGCUCCUUUUCAAGGAUGGCUUGCAUCUGGGACGGUGUCAAGAGUCGAACCAUCACCGAGAUGGUUUGGUAAUUCUAGGGUGAUUUCUCAGAAUGCGCUUCAGAAAUUUCAGAAAGAGUUAGGAGCGGUUAGAGAAGAUCCGUACCAAGUCAUUAUGAAGCCGUCUAUAUUGCCUAUAACUUUACUUCAAGAGAAGGCGAAAAAUGAAAAAGUACAUAUUUUAGAAACUGAGAAUUUUGAUAGAGUGUUUGGUCCUAAGAAACAAAGAAAACGUCCUAACUUGACGGUAUCUUCGUACAAUGAAUUUCAACAAAAAGCAGAGGAGAAGGUAGAAAUUUACGAUCAAGAAAAAGAGACUAAAGAUCAUGAUUUAAUAAGACCGGAUGAAGGAGUUAAAGAUGCUCAAAGGGAUUGGGUGAUGGCAGCAGGACAAAGUAAAAGAAUUUGGAACGAACUGUAUAAAGUGAUCGAUUCCUCGGAUGUUGUUUUACAAGUAUUAGAUGCUAGGGAUCCGAUGGGAACUCGUUCACCUCCAGUAGAGAAAUAUCUUAAAAAGGAGAAAGCUCAUAAGCAUCUAAUUUUUGUGUUGAACAAAGUUGAUCUUGUGCCUACAUGGGUAACUCAAAGAUGGGUUGCAAUCCUCAGUGCCGAAUAUCCAACAAUAGCUUUCCAUGCUUCGUUAACCCAUCCGUUUGGAAAGGGUUCUCUAAUAAAUCUCUUACGUCAGUUUGCAAAGUUACACGCAGAUAAAAAACAAAUUAGCGUUGGUUUGAUAGGAUAUCCUAACACAGGAAAGAGUUCGAUCAUUAAUACACUUAGAUCUAAAAAAGUUUGUAAAGUGGCUCCAAUUGCAGGAGAAACAAAAGUAUGGCAAUACGUAACAUUGAUGCGACGAAUCUAUUUGAUCGACUGUCCUGGGAUAGUUUAUCCUUCAGCAGAAACGGAUACAGAAAAAGUUUUAAAGGGGGUAGUUAGGAUUGAACUUAUACAAAAUCCUGAAGAUUAUAUUAUAUCGGUAUUAGAAAGAGUUAAACCAGAGUACAUUAAGAAGACUUAUAAAAUUUUAGAAUGGAGCGAUCAUGUAGAUUUCUUGGAAAAACUUGCUCAAAGAACUGGGAAACUUUUGAAGAAAGGAGAACCUGAUAUUAAUCAAGUUUCACGUAUGGUCUUAAAUGAUUGGCAACGUGGUAAAUUACCAUUUUAUGUUAUGCCAGCUGGAUUUGAGGAGCCGCUCGCAAAAGAGUCUGUAUCUCAAGCAUCUGAUUGUGCAAAUACUUUGACACCAGCUGCUGAUAAAACUGACGAACAUUCAGAAAGUAAAACACCGUCUGAAAAAAAUCCAAUUGGCGUAAUACAAGAUUUUAGGAAGAUUAGGGUAGGAUUGCCAUAUUCGAGCGAAGAUUUGAAAACCGAUAUUUGUGAAGUGGAAUCGACUCAUUCGGAAAAUGAUAUAAGUAGAACUUUAAGUUGCGAGCCAUCGAUUAUUAAUAAUUCUAACAAUGAAAAUGACGAGAUUGAAAAUAUAAGUGAAAAUAAAAAUGAGCUUGAUAACUCUCAGAAUAUUCAAAAUGAAGUUGUAGCAGAUAAAAAUGAAAUACUAGCGGAUGCAACAGAAAAUAUAUGUACUAAAGUCUUGGAAAAUUCAAAUAACGAAGAUACUACUUUAAAUUCAGAAAAUAAUGAAAAUUCAAUUGAAAAAGAUCAUUUAUUACAAAGUGUUUAUGAUGAAGUUGAUACCGAAUAUAUGGAUUCUAGUGACAGUGAAUUAGAAAAUUUGAAAAUUACUUCGACUAGUGGUAUUUUUCAAAUAUCAAAUAUAAACAAUCAUAAUAACAAACCAGUUUAUUUAACAAGUAAGCAACGCAGAGCAUUAGAAAGAUCAAAUAAGAGAAAGAAAAUAGGAAGUAAUUUCUAUGAGGUUGCUAAUGUGAAAAACAGAAAUCGAAAUCGCAAAAUAGCUAAAGUAAAAAGAAAUUAA